Molecule: messenger RNA, 876 nt
Organism: Penicillium alfredii
Lineage: Eukaryota; Fungi; Ascomycota; Eurotiomycetes; Eurotiales; Aspergillaceae
Exons: 2
Coding region: 1-876 (291 amino acids)
Source: RefSeq, a predicted model, not a curated record
AUGGCCAUCAUAUCCAACCUCCCCCUGAACCCCAUCCAAAUAUCGCUCGAGAAUUUGGCUUCAACAGGAACUCAUGUCUUCAUCCCAUGGUCCAACUACCUUAUUCAGCUCGAUGCGGGAUUCACGUCUCGAAAAAGCCAAGAUGGCAACCCGUUCGAAGUCCCCUGCGCCUUUGCCAACUGGGCACGGGACAGUAUCCCCAUUUGCUACAUUAAUGACAAUGGUCUUCGGGGUAGCGAGCUCAGCACCGUUUCCUCCAGCCACAUUGUUUCGUCGGAGCAUCUGAGUGUGUCCCUUGGCGCCUCUGUUGGCUGGCGCUUUGCAGGGGCCUCUGCCGUUGGGUCAUACGACAAGGCUGUUUCGGACAACACAGACGUGAGAGAAUCAUUGGAAUUGCUGUCUUUUCGAGACCCGAUCAGUAAAAGAUUGGCUCUCCACCGUUUCCACGAAACAUACGGCGACUACUAUGUGGCGGGUCUUCGGCUUGGUGGCGAUAGCUGUGUUUUCGCAUCCAUCAACCAGAAGAACCGGCGUGAUUCUGAGAAAUACAAUGUCAAGGCCGAGGCACGACUUCUCGUCCUUUCAGCCGCUACGACUUGGAACAAAGAUAUCGUAAAGGAACAUUUCAAGGUAUCGGUCCAGUUCGCUGGAUACGAUAACCUCUUCAACAAAUCCGAGGUGAUCGGCCCGGGAGGUUCGUGCCUCGAGGUCAAUCAAUUGGCGUUGAAGUAUCGAAACGCAGGGCAGCAGAUGACGCAUCGGGCGGUCUAUGUGGCGAGCGAGUUUGGAUUUCGGCCUGAUAUGUCUGGGAUGAGCGUGAUAUCGAUGCGGCCGAGUCGAAGUGCAUCUGUGAGUCGGGGCUGGUCAUUGAGGUGA